This is a messenger RNA of Haliotis rufescens (red abalone), 3076 nucleotides long. RefSeq lists its product as uncharacterized. The transcript is spliced from 2 exons. The coding region runs from base 872 to 3058 and encodes 728 amino acids. Lineage: Eukaryota; Metazoa; Mollusca; Gastropoda; Lepetellida; Haliotidae. The record is from RefSeq and is a predicted model, not a curated record.
UAACAAAGGACCUUCAAGGAUGUUGUUUAGAUUCUAUUGACACAAUAUCCACCCCAGACAACUCAAUGAACAUUUGAGACAUAGCAUGAAGGGGCAGCUUCAAUACUUCUUUGAUUUAUUCCUCUUCCGUUUGUGUUGACAAGGUUAUUUCUGCAGAAAUAGUAUUUGUACAAGAGAAGUAACAAUAUCCUGUCCUUGACUUUAACUCACAGCUGUCUAAUGUCACACACAAGACACUUCUAAAUAACAUGUAGUUGUAGAGAGAAGAGAGUCAAGGUCAAGGUCAGUGUCAGUCCCAGUCUUGCUGUUUUCUCUCGUGUCCAAUAUUAUACAAAUUAUUACUCUUGACAAGGUUUCUGUGGAAACAGGACCCGAGGACUGACCCUCGAGGUGGUUUGACUGGACCGAGGUCACAGUUCUCAGUCCUGUCAGACCGCUGAAGGGGUUUGGUCCUCAGGUCCUGGUUUUCAUGUAUUGACCUCAUCCAGAGUAAUCAUUGGUUUUGUUAUACUGAAAUUAGCUUUAAAGUUCAUGAAGUCUUUAAAACGUCCUCUGUUAUAGUUAGCUGCAAAUCGUAAAUGUUCUUACGAGACACCCUCUAGUUUUCUAGCAGACAAAUUAAUAUUCAUCACGUGACAGGUCAAUAUUGAUCAUGUGAUGAGUCAAUAUUCAAGGUCAGUGUUAGUCACAUGAUUUCAGGAUUUACAUUGAAAUUUAUUUUGUCACGUGGUUCAGAUAAACCAAUGGAAUUGCAGGAUUCUUAAUAGAGGUAUAACAAAACAAUUUAUAUAUAUACCAACAAGGACAGAUCUAUACCAACAAGACAGAUCUAUACCAACAAGGACAGAUCUAUACCAACAAGGACAGAUCUAUGCCAACAAGGACAGAUCUAAACCAACAAGACAGAUCUAUACCAACAAGGACAGAUCUAUACCAACAAGGACAGAUCUCUACCAACAAGACAGAUCUAUACCAACAAGACAGAUCUAUACCAACAAGACAGAUCUAUACCAACAAGACAGAUCUAUACCAACAAGGACAGAUCUCUACCAACAAGACAGAUCUAUGCCAACAAGGACAGAUCUAUGCCAACAAGACAGAUCUAUACCAACAAGACAGAUCUAUACCAACAAGACAGAUCUAUACCAACAAGACAGAUCUCUACCAACAAGACAGAUCUAUGCCAACAAGGACAGAUCUAUGCCAACAAGACAGAUCUAUACCAACAAGGACAGAUCUCUACCAACAAGACAGAUCUAUACCAACAAGGACAGAUCUAUGCCAACAAGACAGAUCUAUGCCAACAAGACAGAUCUAUACCAACAAGGACAGAUCUCUACCAACAAGACAGAUCUAUACCAACAAGACAGAUCUAUACCAACAAGGACAGAUCUAUACCAACAAGGACAGAUCUAUACCAACAAGGACAGAUCUAUACCAACAAGACAGAUCUCUCCCAACAAGACAGAUCUAUACCAACAAGGACAGAUCUAUGCCAACAAGGACAGAUCUAUACCAACAAGGACAGAUCUAUACCAACAAGACAGGUCUAUACCAACAAGACAGAUCUAUACCAACAAGACAGAUCUAUACCAACAAGGACAGAUCUAUACCAACAAGGACAGAUCUAUACCAACAAGACAGAUCUAUACCAACAAGACAGAUCUAUACCAACAAGGACAGAUCUAUGCCAACAAGGACAGAUCUAUACCAACAAGACAGAUCUAUACCAACAAGACAGAUCUAUACCAACAAGGACAGACCUCUACCAACAAGACAGAUCUAUACCAACAAGGACAGAUCUAUACCAACAAGACAGAUCUAUACCAACAAGGACAGAUCUCUAGUAACAAGACAUCCAUACCAACAAGACAGAUCUAUACCAACAAGGACAGAUCUCUACCAACAAGACAGAUCUAUGCCAACAAGACAGAUCUCUACCAACAAGACAGAUCUAUACCAACAAGACAGAUCUAUACCAACAAGGACAGAUCUAUACCAACAAGGACAGAUCUAUACCAACAAGGACAGAUCUAUACCAACAAGGACAGAUCUCUACCAACAAGACAGAUCUAUACCAACAAGGACAGAUCUCUACCAUCAAGACAGAUCUAUACCAACAAGACAGAUCUCUACCAACAAGACAGAUCUAUACCAACAAGGACAGAUCUAUGCCAACAAGGACAGAUCUAUACCAACAAGGACAGAUCUAUACCUACAAGACAGAUCUAUACCAACAAGACAGAUCUAUACCAACAAGGACAGAUCUAUGCCAACAAGGACAGAUCUAUACCAACAAGGACAGAUCUAUACCAACAAGACAGAUCUAUACCAACAAGACAGAUCUAUACCAACAAGACAGAUCUAUACCAACAAGACAGAUCUAUACCAACAAGACAGAUCUAUGCCAACAAGGACAGAUCUAUGCCAACAAGGACAGGUCUAUACCAACAAGACAGAUCUAUACCAACAAGACAGGUCUAUACCAACAAGGACAGAUCUCUACCAACAAGACAGAUCUAUACCAACAAGGACAGAUCUAUACCAACAAGACAGAUCUAUACCAACAAGACAGAUCUCUACCAACAAGACAGAUCUAUACCAACAAGACAGAUCUCUACCAACAAGGACAGAUCUCUACCAACAAGACAGAUCUAUACCAACAAGACAGAUCUCUACCAACAAGGACAGAUCUAUACCAACAAGGACAGAUCUAUGCCAACAAGGACAGAUCUAUACCAACAAGGACAGAUCUAUACCAACAAGACAGAUCUAUGCCAACAAGACAGAUCUAUACCAACAAGGACAGAUCUCUAGUAACAAGACAGAUCUAUACCAACAAGGUGUUUGGUGCUAUGCAGGAGCUUUAACCUCAUUUUGCUGCUUCAUUAAACUAAGGAAUAGAAAUGUGGCUAGUUUAAUCUUGACUACUUGGUACCGUGCUAUUUUGUAUGUAUGCCAUGUAUUGAUGGAGUAUUUCCUACAUUGUACAUGUAUUUCAUGUAUUGCUCACCUUUUCUCAAUCAUGUCGAUAAUAAUCAUUUCAGUCCUGGAGUAAAGAAUUGUUGAUAUGUCA